Molecule: messenger RNA, 2951 nt
Organism: Babesia bovis T2Bo
Lineage: Eukaryota; Apicomplexa; Aconoidasida; Piroplasmida; Babesiidae
Product: HEAT-like repeat family protein
Exons: 2
Coding region: 141-2891 (916 amino acids)
Biological process (GO): protein import into nucleus
Cellular component (GO): nucleus; cytoplasm
Molecular function (GO): nuclear import signal receptor activity; small GTPase binding
Source: RefSeq, a predicted model, not a curated record
AUGUAAUUUUCUAUAGAAGACAACACAUAAACCAGCCCACACAAUAAUAGAUGGGCGCUCUGCGAGCACUGCUGCGUCGCUCGUACCACUGUUAAAGUGGCUGCUAAGAAUCAUUGGUUUAAUGACUUUAUCUUGGCAAAAUGUUUCAAGCAGACCGCGCUACGUACAUCCAGCUAUUGGAGGUGUUACAGAAGUCGGAUAAAGCUGAUACUCAGACGCAGAAAGAUGUGUCUGACUUCAUUACACAAUUUGAACUACGGGAACGAUGCUCGGUUCUUUAUUUUCUAGAAGCUGCGCUUACUGCACCUGAGCUUCACAUGCGUCAGAUGGCCGCCAUUUGUUUGAAGCGCGCUAUUAAUCUAAAAUGGGCAUCAUUGGAUAACGAUGUUAAAAUGCAGUUAAAAAACGGCCUUGUUAGGGGUAUACAGCUGAACGAUUCAGAGGUGCGUACCAUGUUUGGUUCAGCCUUUGUAGCUCUCUUUGCUGUGGAAGGCUACGAACGAUGGCCAGAUGCACCCGGUCUGUUAUUAACUCUCCUGUCCGAGAGUCCAAAUGAAAUUGUAAGGCAGACUGCAGGGUCAACUUUAGUCAUGCUGGUUGAAGAUAUGGCGGCUAGUAAUUACCGCGACAGUGCAAAACCCAUGGGCGAAGCUGCUUGGGCACAUUUCAUGACAUUUGUUACCAACCAGCUGGUACCACGCAUACUGGAGUUGGCCUCCACCAUCCCUGGUUCAUUGCCAUUCUUCUGUAAAAUGCUGUGCGCACUUAUAGACACUGGGUGUUUCAAUACUGUUAUAUUCGAAACACACUUCCCUGCAUUUUGGAGCCUCAUGGGAUCCAUAGCUCAACACCAGGACCCCUGGGUCCGCAAGUGUGUCCUUAAGGGUAUGACUGAAACCUGGAACAGGCGUCCUUUGGCAAUUCUGGACUCCAGUGCUGCUGUAUUCGCUUUUGUUAUUUGUUCUACCAACGAUACUGCGGACAACACUGUACAGCUGGAGGCUUUGCAGUUUUGGGCUCAGUUGUUAAAGAGCCGGUUGGAAGAGUCAGUCAACUCCAGGUUGAUAUCGCAAUUAAGGACACAUUUGCCACAGUUAAUACCCGUUUUAAUCGAGCAUACAAGAUACUCAUCAUGGGAUUACAUGUCUAUGGACGAAUCGCAUUUUGAAGAGGAUAACGCUGCUGUACCAGAUAGAGUUGAGGACGUGCCGCCACGGCCGGAGGGUGAGAUGACAGCCGAUGAAGAUGAGGAGAGUGCCACUUGGGGCAACAACUGGACCCCAAGGAAGGGAGCUGCAUUAGCUUUGGACUAUAUCAGUCAAGUCUACGGCCAGGAUAACGAGAUUGUACAGUUCCUGCUGGAGCACAUCGAAAAGCGGCUGGCCAAUGAUAGUGACUGGGAGAUGAAGGAAUCAGCAGUAUUGGUACUCGGUGCCAUUGCAUCUGGCUGUAUGCUGGCAAUGGCGCCCUAUUUACCGAAAGUAGUGGAGUACCUAAUAGAACUCACUCGCCAUCCAAAGCCGCUGAUGCGCAGUAUCGCAUGUUGGUGCCUCGCUAGGUAUGCCGGCUGGGCAUGUCAAGUACAGCAUGAAAAUCCCAAUGAAAAUUGGUUGUAUCGCGUGCUAACUGCGGUGUUGGCACGUGUACUAGAUCGCAGUAAACGUGUACAGGAAGCUGCAUGUUCGGCCUUGGCAUCAUUUAUAGAAGAGGGUGGUAGCCAGCUGAAGCCUCAUUUGGAACCUAUUGUGGAGACUAUAGUCAAGGCCUUUAGCAGUUACCAGGCGCGUAACCUAAUGUUUUUGUAUGACACCGUCGGGACCAUGGGCCAGGUAUUUGGCGAAUCACUGGUCCAGACGCCCUGCUGCGAGUAUUUAUUGCAGUCGGUGCUACAAAGACUGGGAUCCACGGAGACCCACGCACCUCAGUAUCUGGCGCUCAUGGACUGUAUCAGCUACUUGGUGCAAUCAUGGCAGCAGCUAUAUGCCCGCUAUGCCGAGGUCACUAUAGCCCGUGCUAUGAAUGCAGUAUUCGAGGUGCUCUACGACGCUAAGUGCUAUGAGAUCACCGAUGGUGGCACCGAGCCUCCCAGGUGGGAUAUUAUAGGAUGCUCCCUGGACAUGAUUGCUACUGUGAUCGGCGUUCUCCAGGAGCAUAGUCGCCAGCUGGUGGCCACUGUAUGCGUUACACUAGAUCCCGAUGUGAUUAAAGAACUGAAACUAGAUAAACCAACUGGAUACAUCCCUGAUAUGAUUAAUCUCUGCUGUCAGUGUGCUGAUGCCACAGUUCUCCAAAAUGUAUUUGCACUGCUGGGUGACGUGGCAUGGCAAUGUGCCGACCUGGUGGCCACCGAGACGGUGAUUGCCUCCCUGAAUCUAAAUUUGCUGAACCCGUCCAAGAUAGUAAGUAACAAUGUUUGCUGGGCACUGGGAGUUAUAUCGCACACUGAUCAUGGUAAGAAGCGCAUCGAGUCGGUGGUUCACGAGUUCUACCCAAAGUUGGUUAGUAUACUUGUUACAGAAACCGAGUCCAUGAUAUUACAAAACGUUUGCAUCACCAUCGGGUACUUUGCAGCGGGGUAUCCGGCAUAUGUUGGAGCUAAUCUACAGCAGUUCCUAGAGCCCUGGUUGCGUAAUAUAUCUAGGUCUUCCAGUGAACACGAUAAAGCCAAUGCCCUGGUUUCAAUGGCCCAGGUAGUUCUAAAUACAGCCCAGGUGCCACAGGGGGCAUUGGCGGCUAUAACCAGGGUAAUACUGGAAUGCCCACCGUGGUGUAAGGAACUAGAUAUAACACUUCACGCACUUGCGCAAAGGCUUUCCCUUAACCCGGUAGAAUGGAACUUUCUACAGGACUCCGAGAAAGCCAAAUUGCGCGAAAGAACUAAUAUUAAUUAAUUAUAUUAAUGUAUAUGCUUGUUGAAGCGUUCCAGGACAUCAUGGCACAGGACUGUCAAA